AUGGGAAAGAGUGUUCACACUCCUUUCUUUACACUUGAGCUGGAACAUGGUGGUCUUUUCUGUGGAUCUAUCACUGCCCCAGAGUAUUAUAACUCUUCUUUGGAGGUCCUUGACUAUGUUGAUGCUUGCACAUUUUCAUAUGCAGUCUUAGAAGAACACCUAAAAUGGUUGGGAUAUCCUGCCAAUGAGCACAUUAUUUACUGGUGUUUACCUAAGAAAACACUUUCAGAUGGCUUGGUGAGAAUUAAGGGUGAUGAGGAUUUGCAGCAUCUUAUCACAGCUAGUGCUCAGCACAAAGUUCUUGCAGUUAUGGUUGACCAUGCAGACUUCAUCUGCAAUUUCAGAGAAGAUUUGAUAAUAAAGCUGCCAUCUGUUGUAAACCAUGUCAGAAUGGGCAACUCAAUUGUUGGUGCAAGCAGUGCAUCAUGUGGUCAGAGCAUUAUUUCAGUGAAUGUUGAAGAUCCAAUUUCAGAGGUUGCAGUUGAUGGGACAGCAGAAGAUGAUGUUCUGACAGAUUUGCUUAAUUCUGUUGCUGACCCAAAUUUGCUGACAUACUGUGCAGAGCCUGACCUGUUUAUAAGUGCAGAGCAAGACCUCCUUAAUUGUGCACAGCCAGACCAGGUUAAUGCUGCAGAGACAAAUGUGAUUGUUGCUGCUCCAGAUCCAAAUUUGCAACCUGAAAAUGAUGUGCUGUCAGAUUCAGAUUUCAAUGACAGUGAUUAUGAAAUAGAUGAUGGAGAUGAUGAUCUUUAUGAAGAAAACAUUGACUUUGAUGUUGAUGAAGAGGCUGAGCAAGAGGAGGUAGAGGUUGAGCCUGACUAUGUCCUUGAAGAUGAAGAUCUCAACCUCUCCACACAAGCACAAGAUCAACUGAAGCACAAAUUCAGAGCUUUCAAUUCCAAGGUGGACAUGAAAUCCCCUGUUUUUAAACUAGGUAUGGUAUUUGCUGAUGUGGUUGAGUUGAGAAAAGCUCUCAAGGCCUAUUCAAUAAGGAACAGAGUGCAGAUCGAGAAGCUUAAGAAUGACAAGAUCAGAUUGGAGGCAGUUUGUCAGGGUGGUGGUUGCCCAUGGGUGCUUAGGGCUGGAAAUGACAACAGGACUGGAGGUUUUGUUAUCAAGGCAUAUAAUGGAUUGCAUAAGUGCCAGAAGAAGUGGAAGUUAAAGGAUAUGACAACAAAAUUCCUAUGCAACUUUUUCAUUGAUGAGUUCAGAGAUGACCAGAAGAUGUCCAUUGGAACAUUUUCAAGGAAAAUAACAAAGGAAUUCAAUGUUACUCCUAAUAGAUGGAAGCUUGCUAGGGCUAGGAAGCAAGCACUUAAGGAGAUACAUGGUGAUGAGGAAGAGCAGUUCAGCAGGCUAUGGGAUUAUGGGCAUGAGCUAAGGAGCAAAAACCCUGGGUCUACAUUUCUGCUAACAACUACACUUGUCAAAGAUACAAAAUUUCCAAUGGGCAGAAAAUGUUUGAAAACAUUAUAUUGGUCAUAUGAUGCUUGUAAGAGAGGGUGGCUAAAGGGCUGCAGGCCUAUUCUCUUUAUUGAUGGUUGUCAUAUGAAAACAAGGUUUAAAGGAGUGCUCCUUAGUGCUGUUGGAAUUGAUCCUAAUGACUGCAUAUUUCCCAUUGCAAUGGGCUGGGUGGAAGUAGAAUGCAAAGGUUCAUGGGAGUGGUUUUUGACCACUCUAAAAGAUGAUCUAAAUAUUACAAACACAGCUCCUUUCACAGUUAUGAGUGACAAGCAGAAAGGGUUAAUAAUUGCUGUGCACAAAGGAGAGGUACUGAAGCAAGAUCUUUGGGCUAUUGCAAGAUCACCAAACAAGGUAAAAUGGAGAGAGAACUGUCAGAAAAUGGAUGAUCACUGCCAAGCUGCCUUCCACUGGACUGAGAGGCUUGAGCCAAACACAUGGUGCAAGGCAUUCUUCAGGGAUUUUCCCAAAUGUGACAUCCUGCUUAACAACAACUCUGAAGUGUUUAACAGCUACAUUCUUGAUGGCAGAGAGAUGGCAGUGCUUAGUAUGCUUGGAUAUAUCUUCUACAAGAUCAUGCACAGGCUAGUGAGUAAACAAAGGGAAGCUAUAGAAAAGUGGGUAGGCCAGAGAAUAUGCCCAAAGAUUCAGAAGAAAUUGGAUAAGAAUACAGAGUUUGCUGCAAACUGCCAUGUAUCUGAAGCUGGACAACAAUUGUUCAAAGUACAGUCUGGUAACAAUUGUUACGCAGUGGAUCUUGCUUUGCACACAUGUGAUUGCAGAAGAUGGCAGUUGUCAGGAGUACCAUGUGGUCAUUGUAUAGCAUGUUGCAGGGAGGAGAGGAUUGACCCAGAGACAAUGGUUCAUGACUGCUACACGGUUCAGACAUAUCUCAAGGCAUAUGGGUACACUCUUGUUCCUCUUGCAGACCCAAAGCAUUGGGAGAAACAGAAUGGGUACAAGGUGCAUCCAUCAGUGUUUACUAAACAGUUGGGAAGACCCAAGAAGAAUAGGAAGAAAGCACCAGAGGAGAAGAUCAAGAAUGGUGUCAGGGUUCUGAAUAGAAAAGGUGUGACAAUGCACUGCUCAAUCUGUGGCAGAGCUGAUCACAACAGGAAGGGGCACUACAAAUGGCUGGAAAGUCUCAUUCAAGAUGGGAUAGAGGUGGUUGAUGAAAGCUAUGAUGACCCUACCUUUCUUCAGAACAUUUUCCCAAACAAUGUAACCCUCUGUUGGAUCCAAUUGAUUCACCAACAAGUAUGGUUUUCACCAUGGCUCAAAGGGAAAUUUCUACAAGAGCUCCUCAAAGGGCAUAUGGCCCAUUACCACAGCAGUCUACCUUUGUUGUUGCUGCUGGUGCUGCAAUACCUCAGCCAGUGAUCACCACAGAGAUGCUCAUUGGUAGACAGACAAGGGCAAACACAAUAGCUCAAAAAGAAGAAUGAAGAGCAAAUAAAAGACAAAGAAAUGCACCUCCAGGCAGAGGAACAGGAGCAGCUCCAGCUGCAGGCAGAGGCAGAGGUGCAGCUCCAGCUGCAGGCAGAGGCAGAGGUGCACUCCAGCUGCAGGCAGAGGAAGAAGUGUAACUCCAGCUGCAGGCAGAGGAAGAGGUGCAACUCCAGCUCCAGGCAGAGGAAGAGGUGCAGCUCCAAAUGCAGGUAGAGGAAGAGGUGCUGCUGCAGAUGCAGGCAGAGGAAGAGGUGCUGCUCCAGUUGCAGGAAGAGGAAGUGUUCCAGGUGAGAGGGCAUGGUGGCUGUUGUUUGGAGAUCAGAUUCAGAGGCAAAUACCUGAUCUCAAUGCACCUGCUGAAGAUCUGAAUGCAACUGCUCCCUGAUUAGCUGGCUGUUGCAAUUGCCAUUUUUUUGUAAAGGCCUAGACUGAUGUAACUUUGAGACUGGCCUAUUAAGUAUGCCAAAUAGUGGCAUGAAGUGGCAAGAUUUGCCUUCUUUUGGUGGCAAAACUAGUUAAUGCCUGAAUGUGCUCAAUGACCUAGUUAACUGAAUUUUGCCCUCAUUGUGUUGUUCUAGUUAACUGAAUUUUAA
Molecule: messenger RNA, 3503 nt
Organism: Triticum aestivum (bread wheat)
Lineage: Eukaryota; Viridiplantae; Streptophyta; Magnoliopsida; Poales; Poaceae
Exons: 2
Coding region: 1-2841 (946 amino acids)
Molecular function (GO): zinc ion binding
Source: RefSeq, a predicted model, not a curated record